UAGAUGAUACAGAACUAUUAUCAUAUGCAAGACGUAAUGGUGGAGGCAGACGCGGUACAGUGUUAAAGGAGCGGCUUCUGGCGGAGAAGCAUUUGAAACCGCACUCAGUGAAAGUGUAGCUUUCAGGUAAGAAUGAGUUAAAACCUGCCUGAUAUAAAGAAGCUCAACAUACUCCAUUGCUAGACAUUCCAUCUGCUGAAGUUCCCGGACAAACACAAGUUUUGCAGUUAUGAAGUUUCCGGUCUGUAUGGUAACAGUUCUCGCACUGGCAACUUUAGCCACUGCUGAAGACCUACAAGAUAUUGAAGAAAAGAAACAAGAUAAACGUGGGAUUGCAGACAGCUAUAGGACCAACGAACAUGGCAGCGGAUUCGAGACGUACGGCCAUGGUGUGGAAAUCAGCAAACCAGUAGCAAUUCCCGUCCUGAUUCGAGUGCCUCAUCCUGUACCUGUAGCCGUCCCUGUACCUCAGGCCGUACCUGUACACAUCCAGGUACCCGUUCAUGUUCCUGUGAUCAAGCCAGUGGCAGUCCCUGUGGACAGGCCGAUACAUAUCCCUGUAGACAGGCCCGUAGCUGUCCCUGUGGACAGGCCCAUACCUGUCCCAGUGGACAGGCCGAUAGCUGUACCUGUGGACAGGCUCGUACAUGUCCCUGUGGACAGACCCGUACCUGUCCCUGUGGAGAAACCAGUGCCGUACCCUGUGCACGUACCUGUCUACAAACACAUACACCAUUACCCUAAGACAUAUUAUCGUCAUGGUUGGCAUCAUUGAAACAUUCCAGCAGUUCUUCAAGGAAUUUUGAAAAUUGUCGCUGUUGUUUCCACCUGGCGCUGUUGUGUGAACACUCACUUUGCCUUCAGCACGACAGUAGUCAGAUGAGAGUAAAGUGUUGGCCAAUAAAUCUCCCAUUUGAACACUAUCACUCAUAUUAACAUUAACUUGGUUGUGAACAUCAGUUAAUUUUAAUUCGUAUCCUACAGAGCUUAUAUAGGCCUAUUGUAUCCGUCUCAAAACAAUGACUGUUGCAUUUAUGGAAUAUUCUUCGUUCAUUUAAAACUCUGACUAGCGCAGUGUCAAGAUUAUCUGUGGUCCAAACACACAUGAAUCAACGAGAUUCCUACAUAGAAAUGGCGCCAUCGCCGAAAGACUUAUUUAGCGAUCUUGCGGUACAUCAAAUAAACUGUUUUCUCAACAUCAACAACAUGUGAAUCUUUUUUUUAUAUCUAUGAGUUUACCAGAAUUGUAAACGACAAAGGGAUACGAGAACUGAACACACCGACGGAUGAACGAAUAAGUUUUAUUCUCUUCCCCUUGUCUAAAUUGAAGUUCGUGCGCUCCAUAACCACUGAGAACUUGAAGUCUGUAAUGAAUAUUAAAAGUGACUAAUAAGCUAGCAACUUCCACAUUCGUAACCUCUUAACCACAUACUUUAAAUACAAAAUGUUGUAUCUACAAGAUUUAUCAUUACAAAAUUAAUUUUCAGAUACUCUUAUAGGAAAUGCACAUAAUCAAAAAUAUAACUUACGUAAAACUUUGUUUUGAGAGAUGAAUAUUUGUGUUAAGUGCACUUGUUACAUUUUACCAACACGUUUCAUAGCUUAAAAUCGCAUUCUGUUAUGUUCAAUAUACGCUAUAAUUAAAGAAUAUUUCUUCGACUGCGAACAGAUGACUAUUUACAAGUUUCAGGAUAUAAACCAAUAGGUCAUACGUCAGAACUGGUUAUAGAUAUCUUGCACGGUAAAGGAAAAAAACAUGUCGAUACGUAUCGAGUAGUGCCAGUAAGCGAUUACGAUAUCUUGCUAGUCGUGACAAUAAUUCUCUACUCAGUGCAUCGGUAUAGAACCCAACGCUGUCUGAUAUCACGUUCGUUGUGAGAACUAAUCAUAACCAAGCAUAUCGAUUACUGUUCGCAAGGUUAUUCGAUACUUCGUCUAAGAAGUCGAUAUGCAUGAAACGAACGUAGAAAAAUAUAUUUGUAUGACACUUUUUCGUAAAGCAUUACAAGUAAUUUAAAAUACAGACCACAGAAAAUACUGACAUUUUAAAUCAAAGGUACUGGGCGGUGCUGAAACUGCGUUUAAGAAAACAGAAAACGUCCAUUUUAACCAGCUCAAUGUAAGAUCCCUUACCGUCAUUCAAAACGAGUUUUGACUGAUCACAAUGUUACUUUUUUUCGUAAUUUACGAAUUGUUGUCUUGUUUUAUAUGUUAUCUUUGUAAUGAAUUAUUAUAAUAAAAGUUUUUUGUGCUUUAUUA
Messenger RNA from Zootermopsis nevadensis, 2259 nucleotides. RefSeq lists its product as uncharacterized. NCBI's taxonomy places the organism in Eukaryota, Metazoa, Arthropoda, Insecta, Blattodea, Termopsidae. The record is from RefSeq and is a predicted model, not a curated record.